AACUCAGCCCCGUGCAGCGGUCAGACUCGCCACGGAGCAGCAGGUGUGUGCAGAGAACAUUCAGGAUGGCCGGAAGGAGACGAGGCCGAGGCAACAAUGUCCAGCAACAGGCACAGCAGAAGAGAGGAGGACGCCCUUGCAGGGCUCUGAGGGAUCCGGCUCCUUUUGCACAGUCUACAGGUUGCAGCCUAGAGAUUCCCACUGAAAAGCUGACCAUUGCUCAAGCACGGAGGGGCACACCAGGACACCGUCCAGUGCGAGUCUACGCUGAUGGCAUCUUUGACCUCUUCCAUUCAGGACAUGCUCGGGCACUGAUGCAGGCUAAAAAUGUGUUUCCCAACACAUACCUCAUAGUAGGAGUGUGCAGUGAUGAACUGACCCACAAGAAUAAAGGUUUUACGGUGAUGACAGAGGACGAACGCUAUGAAGCCGUGAGACAUUGCCGAUAUGUUGAUGAAGUGGUGAGAGAUGCUCCCUGGACCAUUACCACAGAGUUCCUCAAGAAACAUAAGAUUGAUUUUGUGGCUCAUGAUGACAUCCCUUACACCUCUGCUACAUCACAAGAUGUUUACAAGCACAUCAAGGAAGCAGGUAUGUUUGUGGCAACUCAAAGGACAGAAGGCAUUUCCACAUCAGAUAUGAUCACUCGUAUCGUACGAGACUAUGACAUCUAUGUCCGUCGCAACCUACAAAGAGGCUACACAGCCCAAGAACUAAAUGUUGGAUUUAUUAAAGAGAAAAAGUACCGUCUCCAGAACCAGGUGGACAAGAUGAAAGAGACAGUCCGUACAGUGGAAGAAAAGUCAAAGCACUUUGUCUUCAGAGUGGAAGAGAAGAGCCAAGACCUCAUCCACAAGUGGGAGGAGAAGUCACGAGAAUUAAUUGGCAAUUUUCUAGAGCUUUUUGGUCCAGAUGGUGCAUGGCAUGCGCUUCAGGAGCAGAGCGGACGAAUGCUCCUGGCCCUGUCACCCUACUCGUCACCUCGUGGCUCCCCCAGCAGCAGUCCUACCAGAAGGCACUCCAUUUCUCCUGACUCCUCUCCAUCCUCUGCCUCCCCUCCAUCCUCCCCUCCAUCUUCUCCUACCUCUCCGAAAAAGACCACACGCUCCGCUGCCAAGGCUGCUUCCACAUACAGUCGACAUGCACAGUGAUGCCUUGGACAUCUUCAUUCCUAUUCAUAUGAUGGUCAUUAUAAAUUAAAAUCGAAAUUAGGUCAAGGAUAGUAUUAAUUAUAAUUUUUUUUAAAGAGCAAAUGAAGCCAUUUUAAUUCACUACACAUUUAUUUGAGAUCAACUGCACACAUUAUUUUUUCUUCAUUUACAUUAAUAAGUAAAAUAAUAUUAAUUGAAAUUUGCUUAUAUGUCUUCUGCCCUUUACU
Thalassophryne amazonica is the source of this 1378-nucleotide messenger RNA. It is a transcript of the gene pcyt1bb, whose product is annotated as phosphate cytidylyltransferase 1, choline, beta b. Gene Ontology annotation, biological process: CDP-choline pathway. Bases 66 to 1151 code for a protein of 361 amino acids. NCBI's taxonomy places the organism in Eukaryota, Metazoa, Chordata, Actinopteri, Batrachoidiformes, Batrachoididae. Gene Ontology annotation, molecular function: phosphatidylcholine binding; choline-phosphate cytidylyltransferase activity. The record is from RefSeq and is a predicted model, not a curated record. The transcript is spliced from 8 exons.